GAAUUCUAUGCCAAUGGAGAAACGUAGUGGAACAUCUAUUAUAUUCACUUUGAUUAUUAGGUUUCUUUCAUAAGUUUGGGCUAUAAAUAAUACUAAUAUUAAUAAUAGCAAUAAACGAUUAAAAUUUUAAAUAAACAAAUAACGUCAAAAUGUUAAUUAGGUUACCACAAAUUCCAUUAUCAUCUGUACUUAAAAAACGCCCCAUACAAACAGAUAACCUUACUCUUUGGCAAGCGUGUAACUUUACAACUGGUGUAAGAAAACCAAGUGUCACAUCACUUCCACCAUUGACAGAACCAGUACCUAAUUUACCAAAGCCGAUUUAUUCUACAGCUAAAGAAGAACAUCAGAAAACUGAGGUCACAAUUUUGUCAAAUGGAUUACGUGUUGCUUCUGAAAAUCGUUUUGGUCAAUUUUGUACAAUUGGUGUUCUUAUUGACUCUGGUCCACGAUAUGAAGUUAUCUAUCCCAGUGGAAUUUCUCACUUUCUUGAAAAGUUAGCAUUCAGUUCGACGAAACAUUUUGGAAGUAAAGAUGAAAUAAUGUUAGCAUUGGAAAAACAUGGAGGUAUAUGUGAUUGUCAGGCAUCAAGAGAUACAUUCAUUUAUGCUGCAUCAGCAGAAUGCCAUGGUUUAGAUACAGUCACAAAUAUCUUGGGUGAAAUUGUUAUGAGGCCCAAAAUUACAGAGGAAGAGAUAUUGGCAGCUAGACAAACAGUUCGCUUUGAAAUAGAAACAUUGUUAACAAGACCAGAGCAGGAACCUAUACUGAUGGAUAUGAUUCAUGCUGCUGCCUAUAGGAACAAUACAUUGGGUUUUCCUAAGAUUUGUUCUGAGGAGAAUAUAGAAAAAAUAGAUAGAAAUAUUCUAUUAACUUAUCUUAAGCAUCACUAUAUUCCAAGUAGAAUGGUUGUUGCUGGUGUUGGUGUUAAUCAUCAGGAUUUGGUUAAAGCGGUCGAAAAAUACUUUGUUGCUCAAAAGCCUAUUUGGGAAGAACAAAAUAUUGUUUCUUCUGAUAAAAAUGAAUAUUCGGUUGAUAAAUCCAUUGCGCAAUAUACAGGUGGAUACAUACUGGAAGAAUGUACUGUACCAGUAUAUGCAGGGCCAAGUGGUUUACCAGAAUUAUCACAUGUGGUAAUAGGCUUAGAGGGUUGUUCGCAUCAAGAUUCAGAUUUUGUUGCCAUGUGUGUUUUAAAUAUGAUGAUGGGAGGUGGUGGUAGUUUUAGUGCUGGUGGCCCUGGAAAGGGCAUGUAUACACGUUUGUAUACUAAUGUUCUUAAUAGGUACCAUUGGUUAUAUAGUGCAACGGCAUAUAAUCAUGCUUACACUGAUACAGGUCUUUUCUGUAUUCAUGCAUCUUCUACGCCCUCGCAUAUAAGAGAGUUGGUAGAAGUUAUUGUACACGAAUUGGUUUCAAUGUCUAGCAAUAUUUCAAACAGCGAACUUGAAAGAGCAAAGAAGCAAUUACAAUCUAUGCUGCUUAUGAACUUAGAACAAAGACCUGUUGUAUUUGAAGAUAUUGGAAGACAGGUCUUAGCAACUGGUUCCAGAAAAAGACCGGAAUUUUUUAUACAAGCGAUUGAAGCGAUAUCGAAAAGUGAUAUACAGAGAGUAGCCCGUCGAUUACUUAAAUCCGCUCCUAGUGUAGCUGCUCGUGGGGAAGUUAGAUCAGUUCCAUCAAUUGCAGAUAUUCAAACUGGUUUAUUAGACGCUCAAGGUCGAUUACCUGGUUCUCAAAGCAGAUUAUCUCUUUUUCGUUAAAAGUUUUAACAAAAUUCACACAUUUUUUCCUUGGAUUUUUAAAUAGCAAAGAAUAAUUUAUUAAUAUACUAUUCAUUUGUUAAGGUGCCGAUCUGUAAAAAGUAAUAAUCUCUCUUUGUUUUGAAAAUCUUUUUGUAAUAUAAUUUGCAUUACUGUUAUCAGCUAAGAAAUUAAUAGUACUACACUCCUUUUACUGUGAUUUUGUAUAAAAUAAAACAAAGUAUAUAUUA
Molecule: messenger RNA, 1990 nt
Organism: Vespa mandarinia (Asian giant hornet)
Lineage: Eukaryota; Metazoa; Arthropoda; Insecta; Hymenoptera; Vespidae
Product: mitochondrial-processing peptidase subunit alpha
Cellular component (GO): mitochondrion
Molecular function (GO): metalloendopeptidase activity; metal ion binding
Source: RefSeq, a predicted model, not a curated record